AUGCCAUUUGCUGUGCCUCAUGUCCAGCGUCUCAACCGCACUGCGCUCUGCAACUGUAAUAUUGUCGAGACGCAAGAGAUGCUUUUUUCUGCCUUCUGUAAUUCCCGAGUGUCGGGCAGCACACCGAUGUGGCACCGACGGACCGAAGGAAGGCGCGUCUCGCCAAGUGCCCGAGUUGCCAAUUGCACACGCCUUGUUAAGCUCGUCUCGCCUUGUGCCGUCGCUCCUUUUACAGCCCACGCUCCGCAAUUUGCCAGAAACGGCACUUUGAAUUUGAGCCGUGUUGGGUGCGUGAGAGCGACAGACCCUGCUGCGACUGUGACGGAUGGUACAGCAACUGCCGAGCCUGCCUUCGAGCCGUUGGACGACGACGACGACCUGCUCCACGUACCCAGCGUAUCGCACCCUCGUUCCCACUCACCACCGUCAUCUCCAAUCAGCCCGCCCUUGCACCCGCUCACGAGUGCUUCUGCUACCGCGUUCACUGGUAAGUACAGCCCUGAACCAGUCUCCGAUCCAGCUCUCAUCAACAACGCAAGCAAAUACGACACGGCCCGGACGCACGAGCCUUGUCCCUACCGUACACUAUGGAUAGCCGACUCGAACGAACCCACUUGA
Molecule: messenger RNA, 618 nt
Organism: Pseudozyma hubeiensis SY62
Lineage: Eukaryota; Fungi; Basidiomycota; Ustilaginomycetes; Ustilaginales; Ustilaginaceae
Exons: 1
Coding region: 1-618 (205 amino acids)
Source: RefSeq, a predicted model, not a curated record